AUGAGCUCGUCGAACGGCAGCCAGUGGCCACCUAGGCGGCCGUCGAAACGGAGCAAGCUCCGAAAUGGCACUUUCAUCGUCCCGGGCACCGGCGAACGCAGCCGCCGUCAAUUUUCCCUUCGCGGAUCGAGCAUCGAGAUACCCCAGCCCGAGGUGAACGGAUACCGAUCCCUGUUGACCGCCGAGUCCGCGGGCGAGUCCAUUGAUGUGGUUAAACAUAACAUCAAGGCCACCGCCCUACACUUCUGGGAUUGGCUCCUGUCCCCGGCAGGGAAGGGCGUGGUGAAAUGCACCGUCGCAUACUUGCUGGGAAGCAUGGCGACGUUCCUCUCGCCCAUUUCGACCUUUCUGGGCAAGCCCGAUGGAAAGCACGUUGUCGCGACGUUGACGGUCUAUUUCCACGCCAGUCGCACGUGGGGUUCCAUGGUUGAGGCUGUCGCCAUCGCCACCAUCGCCGUUCUGUAUGCAGAACUUGUGUCCGUGCUCGCCAUGGCCUUCUCUGUCGUUGUCGGAGGGCAGCUCGGUCUCAUUCCGUUGUCGCACGUUCUCAUCUUGACGUUUUGCAUCGGUGGCGGCAUGGGCUUCAUCGGAUGGGUGAAGCAAAGGCUGAACAAUCCACUGGUCAACGUGGGCUGCACGCUGUCCUCAAUCGCCAUCAUCGCCGUGAUCACUAGAGAGGAGGCCAUCCAUGAGGGGCAUUUUUCCGAGGCCAAGAUUGUGCAAGUCCUGAAGAUGCUGGUCAUGGGUAUCACCAUCACCGCAACAGUCAAUUUCCUCAUAUGGAGGGUAUCGGCGAGGGCGCUUCUGCGCGCCUCCAUGAAUUCUGCCGCCGUCUCGCUUGCGGAUAUGCUGUCCAUGAUCACGCGCGGCUUUCUGAACGGCUCCGAAAGCGAGAUCAUGUCGGGUGAUUUUUCUCAGGUUGCGAGACUGUACAAAACCACGUACGGUAAGAUGACGAAGAGUCUUAGAGAGUCCAAACUGGAGCACUGGGUCCUGGGUCGCGAGAAAAUUUACAACCUAGAAAAGGCCCUGGUGAAAUCGCUCGAGUCACUUUCGCAGGCUAUAGGAGGCCUGAGGAGUGCUGCCAACACGCAGUUCACCCUACUUAAGGAAAUGCCGCAGGACCCCAUGGCCGGACAGUUGUCUCCUGGGAGCACAGUGUUCUCUCCGACGCUAUCUCGUGCUAUGUCUCAAUAUCUUAAGGGGGCUCGAGACCGGUUUGCGACCUUGGCAUCAAUUGAGGAGGACGACGAGAUCGACGAUUUCGACAGCCAUCCAAGCCCUGAGGAAACGCCAGAUGAGCCGCCGGCGCCGCUACCCACGUUCCGAUCGCCCUCAGAGAUCUUUGAGCUCUUCAUAGCGCUGCUGGGCCCCUCGAUGAAAUCUUUGGCAUACACCCUCUCAGAAAUCCUGAGGGAACAAGCUUUCGCCAAGGGGGCAGAUUCUACGAUAACAGUCAACCCUCACUUCAAGCACAGCUUGCAGGAUGCCAUGGCGUUGUACAGCAAUGCGAGGACCCAUGCCUUGCAAGAGCUUUACAAUAGUAUCGAACUGGGCAGAGCAAGAUCGGAGAAGAUUCAGGCAGAUAUCGAAGAGGUCGCCGCCGCCUGCGGACACUUCAGUUUCAGUCUGCAGCAUGUCGCCGAGGACAUUGAUGCUUAUCUGACAGCUCUGGAAGACUUGAAGUACGCCCGCGAGACGGGUUCCCGCAGCUGGAACUGGCUCAGGAUCUGGAAUUACUUUUCAUCGCCCACAAAACCCAGGCAAGCUGAUCCUAAUAACUUGGACACCGAGCGCUUGUUGCAACAGCCAAUGGAACCCACCGAGCAACCUGUGCGCCCCAUCAGGAAGUCGGCCUUGCCGAGAGGAAUUCCAGAUACCAUGAUCAAGCAAAGGGAUACCUUCAGCUGGAACGCCGCGCCCAAUGCAAGUACCAUCAUGAGGUUUAUGUCGCAGCAGCUUCUUAGAUGUCUGAGAGUCUUAGCCCGCGAUGAUAUUCGAUUCGGUGUUAAAGUAGGCUUCGGUGCCAUGGUGUGGGCAGCCUGUGCCUUCAUUCCGGCAACAAGACCGACGUAUCAACACUGGCGAGGCGAGUGGGGCUUGCUUUCUUUCAUGAUUGUCGCGUCCAUGACGGUGGGAGCGGCCAACACCACCGGAACUGCGAGGUUCAUCGGCACGAUUGCUGGGGUCACCUUUGCUCUCACAGCCUGGGUCAUCAGCCAAGGAAAUGGCGUGGUCCUCGCGUUAUUGGGCUGGAUGGUCAGCUUUUUCAGUUUCUACAUGAUGUUGGUCAAGAACAACGCUCCCUUCGGCAGGAUUACGCUUCUUGCAUGGAACGUCACUGUUCUCUAUGCAUAUUCGUUGUCGCAAAAGGUGGAUGAUGACGACGACGACGAGGGCGGUUCUAAUCCUCUCAUGUUUGAAAUCUGCUACCACAGAUUCGUUGCCGUCUCGCUGGGAAUCCUCUGGGGCAUCUUCGUGUGCCGGGCGAUCUGGCCCAUCUCAGGCAGGAAGAAGUUCAAGGAGGGUCUAUCAGUGCUUUAUCUCCAGCUGGGACUCAUCUGGAAAAGAGGUCCGCUGGCUAUACUUCUGAGGAGCGACAACACAAGGUCGUAUAUGAAGGCAGGCGAAGAACAAGCGCUGCAGCGCUAUGCCUUCAAACUCGAAGCUUUGCGUAACUCGGCAAAGAGCGAAUUCGAACUUCGCGGCCCCUUUCCCGAUGCCGCCUACGCCCGCAUCAUGCAAUCCACCGGCAAGAUACUGGAUGGUUUCCAUGCCAUGCGACUGGUGACCUCUAGAAGAGGUCAAUUGUCCGCUGGUGAGAAGGCGCUGCUCGAAUACACGGCGCCAGAGCGCGCACAGCUUUGCGACCGCAUCUGCCACGUAUUCCAAGUGCUCGCCAGUUCCAUGAUGCUCGAGUAUCCGCUCACCGACGCGAUUCCUUCGGUCGUGGGCAACAAGGACCGGUUGUUGGGCAAGAUUUACCAGUUCCGCAAAGACCACCAGCCGCCGUCCCCUAGGAUCGGAAACGGCGAGGGGGAGGAAGAAUCGCAGGGCGACAGCAACGGAUACAACAUGCAGAUUGCGAAGAACAACGUGGUCGUGGAGGAGAAGGACUACGCACUGUUGUACGCGUACACCCUGGUCACGGCCCAGGUCGCGCAGGAGCUGGAGUAUGUGCAGAGGGAGAUUGAGAACUUGUUUGGCGUGUUGAACACCGAGGCGCUGUUGCUGCAGUAG
Molecule: messenger RNA, 3240 nt
Organism: Colletotrichum higginsianum IMI 349063
Lineage: Eukaryota; Fungi; Ascomycota; Sordariomycetes; Glomerellales; Glomerellaceae
Product: Ribosomal protein L19
Exons: 4
Coding region: 1-3240 (1079 amino acids)
Source: RefSeq, a predicted model, not a curated record